GCUAGCCAUGAAAGAUUUCUUUAGUCUGUUGCCAUUGGAGUUGCUUGUAAUCAUCAUUUCACUCCUUCCCUUCAAGGAAGCAGUGAAAAGUUCUGUGCUUUUCAAAAACUUGUUGAAAGCAUCGAAGUUUACAAAAAAUGUAGAGUUUAAUGAACUUUUUUUCGUUAAACCUGACCAAUCUGAUGAGACAAGACAAGUUCAGAGAAGGGUUUUCAUUGACUUCAUCAAAACGUGGAUUGAAAACCACAAAGGAACUGUGUUGGACAAGUUCUCUCUGAAGAUGUCGACACAAGCAAACGUGGGUGAAGUCAUUGAUCAGUGUGUCGGUUUUGCCACACAACGUAACGUGAAAGAAUUAACACUUGACUUUGCUGAUUCAGAGUGGGAGGAACAUGAUGUCUAUUUUGGAGAUUACGAUGCAAUCUUUGACAUGCCAAAACAGGUUUAUGCACAUUCUGGUCUUGAGCAUUUAAAGUUGUAUUCAUGUUGUUUUAUUGAGGCUGAGAUGCGUAACUUUCAUGUACUCAAAGAAGUUUCUUUGGGUUGGAUGAAACUGAGUGUCACUGCUAUCAAGGGUUUGCUUUCAAACUGUAGAGUGCUUGAGAGUUUGAGUAUGAAAAGGUGUUGGAGCUCAGAAAGGUUCAGACUAGGGCAAGAAGAAACCAAGGGUCUGAAAAUGCUUGUCAUUGACCAUUGUCGUUUUGAGUUUGAUGUUUUCAUUGUGAAUGCACCGAAUCUCCAAAUUUUCAAGUACUAUGGGUGGAUGAACUUCAACAUCAUGGAAAUUCAGUCACCAGAAAUGGAAGAGGCAGAUCUUGAUUUCGCUGUUGAAUAUUCAUAUCACAGACGUGGUUAUCCUCUAUACAACAUGAUGAAAAAUCUCUCCAUUGCUAGCAUUUUGACUGUAUGCAGUUAUGUGCUUCAGGUUAUUCCUAGUGGACCUGAACAACUUCGAAUGGAGCAUGACAUGUGUGUACAACAUUUGAUCAUGAAUGCAUCAUUGCACGAGGACGAGUUCAUAGGAAUCGCAUUCUUCAUCAACAGUUGUCCUAUGUUAGGGUGUCUCACCAUUCAAAUAUGUCCAAAAAACGACUUGUCUGUGAGCGAUUGUGAAGAACCGUUUUAUUUCAACCUGACACGAUUUUGGGCUGAUUUUUUGGGAGAUUGUGAGUGUUUGAGAUCAAGUCUUGAAGAGGUUGAGUUUGAUGGCUAUAGAGGACACAAGAAUGAGAAUCUUCUAUUGGAGUAUUUGAUUAUUAAAGGAUUUGUCUUGAAAAGUAUUAGUAUAAACUUGAUGAAGGAUGAUUCUGGUAUGAUUGUGGAGUCUCAUUCUCGUCAACAUGCAGAAGAUCUUUUACAAGUUCAACGUGCUUCAAAAAACUUAGAGAUAACAAUAUCUUAG
Vigna unguiculata (cowpea) is the source of this 1402-nucleotide messenger RNA. Its product is annotated as putative F-box protein At3g29830. Lineage: Eukaryota; Viridiplantae; Streptophyta; Magnoliopsida; Fabales; Fabaceae. Gene Ontology annotation, molecular function: protein binding. The record is from RefSeq and is a predicted model, not a curated record.